Messenger RNA from Aedes albopictus (Asian tiger mosquito), 2469 nucleotides. RefSeq lists its product as uncharacterized. Gene Ontology annotation, molecular function: zinc ion binding; nucleic acid binding. The record is from RefSeq and is a predicted model, not a curated record. The transcript has 2 exons. Lineage: Eukaryota; Metazoa; Arthropoda; Insecta; Diptera; Culicidae. Bases 1 to 2469 code for a protein of 822 amino acids.
AUGGCGAAUCCCGGUGGAAUUCCGGCUGGCGGUGCUGGUGCUGCUGCGGGGGCUGCUGGAGCUCCGGCUGUUCUGCCCCCACCGACGUUCGCGAUAGAAUCGUUCGACAAACGUAAGUUAAAAUGGAUGCGCUGGGUGGAACGUCUCGAGACCGCUUUCCACAUCUACGGAGUAGCGGAUGAGCAGAUGAAAAAGCACUUUCUUCUGCAUUACAUGGGGUCCGAAACCUAUGAUGUCAUCUGCGACAAGGUUGCCCCGGAUUCCCCCCGCACGAAGACGUACCAGGACAUCGUUGCAACGUUGAACGAUUUCUUCAGCCCCCAGCCACUGGAAAUCAGCGAAAAUUUUCGCUUCAAGUGUCGCCGCCAGGGCGAUAAAGAUGCGGCAUCCGCCGACGAAACGGUGGACGAGUACCUAGUGGCCCUGCGGAGGAUUGCUGUUACGUGCAAUUUCGGCGCGUAUCUCGACACGGCAUUGCGAAACCAGCUAGUGUUCGGGAUCAAGCGCAAUGAUAUUCGGAGCCGGCUACUGGAAAAGCGACAACUUACGCUGCAGGAUGCUCGCGAAAUUGCCGUGAGCAUGGAGCUUUCACUGAAGGAGGGCGCCGAGAUCGAAGGUGGCUCGUCCAGGCAGGUAGGUUGCUUUCGUUGCGGCGACAAAUCGCACUUCGCGAAUGCGUGCAAACAUAAACAAACUGUGUGCUCGUACUGUAAAUUGACCGGACAUCUCGCGAAGGUUUGCUUGAAGAAAUCGGCCGCGGCGAAGUCUGAUUCGCGAUCGACGAACAAAUCUAAUCCGGUGCAAACGAACUACGUGGACCAAACCGGCAGCAGUCAAUGCGCCGAGAGUGUAGAAGUGCGUGAAGUUUGCACGGUCGAAUCGUCGUCGCGUUGCAAAAAGUUUCUGCUGGAUGUUUCCGUGAAUGACAAGUGCGUAAGGUUCGAGGUUGAUACGGGUUCGCCGGUCAGUAUCAUCAGUGCGGAGGACAAGAACAGACUCUUUCCGGCCGCGCGGUUGCGUAAGUGCGAUACGGACUUGGUUAGCUACUGCAAUACCAGCAUCGAUGUGCUUGGUAUCCUCGACGCGAGUGUUGAAUUCGGUGGUAACGGGAUGAAAUUACCGUUGUACGUGGUGAAUUCCGGGAAGCAUCCGUUACUCGGUCGCGAGUGGCUGAAAGUGAUGUCAGUGGAUUGGAAUUGCGUGUUCCAAGGACCGAGUGUUGUUAAUACGAUUGCUGCUACUGCUUCCCCGGGCCGCGAUGCCGCUUUAAAGGCGUUGCUCGAGAGGUAUCCGAAGGUAUUCGACUCCUCGAUCGGAAGGAUUUCCAACGUUCAAGCUAACCUACCACUGAAGAAGAAUGCGCGACCGGUGCUUCUGAAGGCACGGAAAAUACCAUUCAGCAUGGUGAAGACAGUUGAAGACGAGCUGGAAAAGCUAGUUGCUGAGGGCGUACUGACGAAAGUUAACUCCAGUAACUGGGCAACACCGAUUGUUCCCGUUAAGAAGUCGCAGAACCGGGUAAGGAUUUACAGAGACUACAAGCAGACCGUGAACCCAAAUCUUGUGGUGGACAAGCAUCCACUGCCUACCGUGGACGAACUGUUCGCGUCGCUGGCUGGAGGAAAGAAGUUCAGCAAGAUUGAUCUCGUCCAAGCGUACCUGCAACUCGAAGUGGCACCAGAAGAUCGGGAACUGCUCACGCUGUCUACACAUCGCGGUCUCUAUCGUCCGAACAGACUGAUGUACGGUGUCGCAUCAGCCCCAGCAAUCUGGCAGCGACAAAUGGAAGUCAUUUUGCAGGGAAUUGAAGGGGUACUUCGGCGUCUUAAUGAAUGCGGAAUACGAGUCAACAAGGAGAAGUGCGAAUUCUUUGUGGACAACAUUGAGUACUGCGGAUACUCGAUUGAUAAGGACGGCAUCCACAAGAUUCAACAGAAGGUGCAAGCGAUCCAGGACAUGCCCAGACCGAAGGACGUCGAUGAGGUUCGGUCGUUCGUCGGAUUUGUUAACUAUUACGGACGGUUCUUCCAGAACCUGAGCACGGUGCUGUAUCCUCUAAACAACUUGCUUAAAAGCGACGUGCCGUUCAGAUGGACCAAGCAAUGCGAGGAUUCCUUUAGGAAGGUGAAGGAAUUAGUGCAAUCCGACGACUGCCUCGCCCAUUACUCAGCCGAGUUACCUCUUCUGCUUGCAACGGACGCUUCGCCCUACGGAGUAGGGGCGGUACUAAGCCACGUGUAUCCGGACGGUACUGAACGUCCAAUUCAGUUCGCGUCCCAAACUUUUAGUCGAGUGCAGCAGAAGUACAUGCAGGUGGACAAGGAGGCGUAUGCUGUCAUAUUUGGAGUGAAGAAAUUCUUCCAAUACCUCUACGGCCGAAGAUUCACCUUGCUUACCGACAACCAGGCUAUCUCAAAGAUCUUCGGGGAGCACAAAGGGUUGCCGCCCAGUCAACCAGUAAUCGUAUAA